Molecule: messenger RNA, 1203 nt
Organism: Coniosporium apollinis CBS 100218
Lineage: Eukaryota; Fungi; Ascomycota; Dothideomycetes
Product: vacuolar protease A
Exons: 4
Coding region: 1-1203 (400 amino acids)
Biological process (GO): proteolysis
Cellular component (GO): fungal-type vacuole
Molecular function (GO): aspartic-type endopeptidase activity
Source: RefSeq, a predicted model, not a curated record
AUGAAGACAACCGCUCUCCUCGCAGCCGGUGCGCUGCUUGGCUCCGCCUCGGCCGGAGUCCACAAGAUGAAGCUCAAGAAGGUGCCUCUAUCAGAGCAGCUUGAGCACGCAAACUUCCACGACCAGGUCCGCGCGCUUGGCCAGAAGUACAUGGGCAUUCGCCCGCAAGGCCACCGCGAUGAGAUGUUCAAGGACGCCUCGGUUCAUCCAGAUGGCAACCACCCAGUGCCCGUGAGCAACUUCUUGAACGCCCAAUACUUCUCCGAGAUCGCCAUUGGCACACCUCCGCAGGACUUCAAGGUCGUUCUCGACACUGGAAGCUCCAACCUUUGGGUUCCAUCAACGGAAUGUGGCUCCAUCGCCUGCUACCUCCACAGCAAGUAUGACUCGAGCGCCUCGUCCACCUACAAGAAGAACGGCACCAAGUUCGAAAUCCGAUAUGGCUCUGGCAGCUUGAGCGGUUUCGUGUCCCAGGACACCGUCCAGAUUGGCGACCUCAAGAUCAAGCACCAGGACUUCGCCGAGGCUACCUCCGAGCCCGGUCUUGCCUUCGCCUUCGGCCGCUUCGACGGCAUCAUGGGUCUCGGCUACGACACCAUCAGUGUUAACAAGAUUGUCCCCCCCUUCUACAACAUGCUCGACCAGGGUCUCUUGGACGAGCCGGUUUUCGCCUUCUAUCUCAGCGAUACCAACGACAAGGGGGCCGAGUCCGAGGCCAUCUUCGGCGGUGUGAACAAGGACCAUUACACCGGCAAGAUGACCAAGAUUCCCCUCCGCCGCAAGGCAUACUGGGAGGUCGACCUCGAUGCCAUCACUUUCGGCGAUGCCACCGCUGAGCUCGACAACACCGGCGUGAUCCUCGACACCGGCACCUCGCUCAUCGCUCUCCCCUCCACUCUUGCUGAGCUCCUGAACAAGGAGAUCGGCGCAAAGAAGUCCUACAACGGCCAAUACACCGUCGACUGCAACAAGCGCGACUCCCUCCCUGACCUGACCUUCACCCUCACUGGCUACAACUUCACCAUCGGCCCGUACGACUACAUCCUCGAGGUCCAGGGCUCCUGCAUCUCAUCGUUCUUCGGCAUGGACUUCCCGGAGCCUGCUGGCCCGCUCGCCAUCCUCGGUGAUGCGUUCUUGAGGAGGUGGUACUCCGUCUACGACCUUGGCAACAACGCUGUUGGUCUUGCUAAGGCUAAGGCGUAA